AUGCUAUUUAAAAGUUUGGUAACUAGUGCUUUGGCUUUAACAGCCUUCCAAGCUGCUUCUGUCUCUGGUGCCACUGCUAACGUUACUGCUCCUAUCAAUGUCACUGGUAAUGCUUUCUUCAAUUCAGAAACUGGUGAACGUUUCUAUAUUCGUGGUGUUGAUUACCAACCAGGUGGUUCCUCCAAUUUAACUGAUCCUCUAGGUGAUACUUCCAUUUGUGGUAGAGAUAUCCCAGUAUUCAAAAACUUGGGUAUUAACACUGUCAGAGUUUACACCGUCGAUAACUCUCUGGAUCAUUCAGAAUGUAUGAAAAUGUUACAAGAUGCUGGUAUCUAUUUGAUCUUGGAUGUUAACACCCCAGGUAGUUCCAUUUCAAGAAUUAAUCCUUCUUGUUCAUACAAUGCCGCUUACUUACAAAACGUGUUUGCUACUAUCGAUGCAUUUGCUGAAUACGAUAAUGUCUUAGGUUUCUUUGCUGGUAAUGAAGUCAUCAAUACUUCUAAUACCACCAACACUGCUACUUAUGUUAAAGCUGUUGUUAGAGAUAUGAAAAAAUAUAUCAAGGCUAGAAAAUACAGAUCUAUUCCUGUUGGUUAUUCUGCCGCAGAUAUUGCCUCCAAUAGACAAUUGGCUGCUCAAUACUUCAACUGUGGUGAUGACGCUGAUGCCAGAAUUGAUAUGUUUGGUGUUAAUGAUUACUCUUGGUGUGGUCAAUCUUCCUUCCAAACCUCUGGUUACGCUGAAAAGGUUCAAAUCUACAGUGGUUAUUCUGUCCCAAUUUUCUUAAGUGAAUUUGGUUGUAAUGAAAUUAAAUCAGGUACUUCAAGACCAUUUACUGAAAUUCAGGCCAUUUACUCAUCAAGAAUGAGUUCUGUUUUCUCUGGUGGUUUGGUUUAUGAAUAUUCUAAUGAAACCAAUAACUAUGGUUUAGUCGAAAUCACUGGUUCUGAUUCUGUCAAAUUGUUGCAAGAUUAUGACAACUUAAAGAGUCAAUACAGCAGUGUUUCCAACCCAGCUAAUGAUGGUGGAUAUUCUACUACCAACAAUUAUUCAACUUGUCCAGAUUUCCAAAAGAAUGUGUGGGAAGCCAAUAACACUCUACCAGAAAUGCCAAGUGCCGCAUCUGCUUACUUCACUUCAGGUGCUGGUACACCUUUAGGUACUAUUUUAUCUACCCAAAACGAUUGUCAUAAUGAUGCUGAAGAUCUUGAUGCUUCCUCCUCUGAAUCAGCUAGUUCUUCAACUUCUGAAUCUAGUAGUUCAUCAUCCUCCUCCUCCUCAUCAUCCUCCUCCUCCUCUUCAUCAUCUUCAACUUCCUCCUCAUCCCAAUCUAGCUCUGCAUCAAGUUCCAGUUCUUCUUCCUCUCGUUCCUCUAGCAGUUCAAAGGGUUACGCUAACACAAUCCAAGUUCCAUUCUUCAUCCAAAUGCUAGCACAAGUCUGGACUUUAUUGUUAUAA
Messenger RNA from Vanderwaltozyma polyspora DSM 70294, 1458 nucleotides. RefSeq names its product 1,3-beta-glucanosyltransferase (gene GAS5). Bases 1 to 1458 code for a protein of 485 amino acids. The record is from RefSeq and is a predicted model, not a curated record. Gene Ontology annotation, molecular function: 1,3-beta-glucanosyltransferase activity. Lineage: Eukaryota; Fungi; Ascomycota; Saccharomycetes; Saccharomycetales; Saccharomycetaceae. The transcript has a single exon. Gene Ontology annotation, cellular component: fungal-type cell wall; cytoplasm. Gene Ontology annotation, biological process: fungal-type cell wall (1->3)-beta-D-glucan biosynthetic process.